Suricata suricatta (meerkat) is the source of this 946-nucleotide messenger RNA. RefSeq lists its product as uncharacterized. The transcript is spliced from 2 exons. NCBI's taxonomy places the organism in Eukaryota, Metazoa, Chordata, Mammalia, Carnivora, Herpestidae. The record is from RefSeq and is a predicted model, not a curated record. Bases 61 to 681 code for a protein of 206 amino acids.
CCUGCAAGGCAGGCCUUUUCCUGGGCGCUCUGCCGUUGACACAGCCCCUCCCUGCUCCACAUGGCCUGUCUGCCAGCCGAGGGCGGGCCUGGGCAGGAUGCUGGCAGGGCGGGCCACGAGCACCCCCUGCUUCCCGAGGCAGUCCUGAGCAGCUCCUGCGGGUGCAGAAGGCUCCUGGGGCCGCUCCUCCCCUCCCACACCGCCGUGCUGGCUGCUUGCCCCCUGCCCUGGGUCAAGGAGAGCGCUAGGACGUUGCCACCAGGGCAUUUGUCCACUGUCCGCCACAGCUGGACCUGGAGUUCUGAAAGACGCGUGAAGACUGCUUGUGUGCCUGGUUCGACGUGCCUGUUGCGCAGACCUCUCACGGAACUGGCGCCUCGCUCACACUCUGGGUGGAAUUUAGGAGGCUCCUUGGCGAGUUUGGCUAUGCGCCUGCGCAGGCGAGCCCGCCCCGGUGCACCGGCCUUUCUGCUGAUCCUCACGGCCCCCACCUGGCACCGUGUAGGUGCUGGGGCGAGGCACUGUGCUGUGGUGGCCCCGGUGGCCGUGGGCCGGCAGGAAAGUGACCCGAGAGGACUCGGAUUGAACCGCAGCGGGAACUUCCUGGGGAUGCUUUGGGCUGCUGUACACCGAGCGGCCGCGUCGAACGCUGGGAACGUUCGAAGGGAGGUUUCACGGUGAACCUGUGCCUGGACAGGAGGCCCCUCCCCGCGGCCCCGUCUGGGGCCCGCCCUUCUAGGAGCAGCCUGGUGGGUUUGGGGGAGAAUGUUCCAGAAGCCAGUGUGUGGGCCUGCCGGGCUCGUCACUGGGUUGAGGUUCUCAGGAGACCGGAGCAGGGACUGGGCGUCAGAAAGGAGAGGGGCAGCGUCUUGCUAGACAAAUCUGGGACAGCGCGUCCGCAGAACAAUGACAGUCAUGCAUGGGAAUCGGUGGUUGAAGGAUGAGG